This is a messenger RNA of Nezara viridula (southern green stink bug), 4598 nucleotides long. The record is from the annotation of a GenBank genome assembly. Lineage: Eukaryota; Metazoa; Arthropoda; Insecta; Hemiptera; Pentatomidae.
GAAUCCUUCUCUUGUCUUUAGUUGGAUUUCAUUUUUAUUGAAAGAUAAUAUGUUUGUAUGUAUUCAAUUGUAAACAAGUUGCAUAUUUGGCACCUAUUUAAAAUUGCAUAGUUGAGAUCAGUUAUUAAUGGAAUAGAGGUCAUUGUUUAAAGGAGCUUUAUUGACAUUGUCCUUUUUGUUUUGUAUCUGAAAACAAUUCAACAGCUGGCUGAAGGAAAGAGAUAACAAAAUGAUAUAAAGGGCUCUGUUAUAAUUCUCUGAAGUUAUGCUUCAGUCCAUGAUGAGUUAGAAAAUAACACUAUUACCGAUCUGUUAACAGUGCCCUUUUUGUGUAGCAAUUGGACAGUAUGGUAUUAAAUUAUAGUCCAACAUCCUCUUGACGGCUGGCAUAUUUAUAGGCCAUAAACUUUGUACUUACCAAGAAACUUACAUUCGUUUAUAUGUUGAGAAAACCAGUUAGGCCAUUAUCCCAUAGUUCUGUCUGGGGAAUUCAGUGUUUGAUUGAGAGAUUUGUUGUUUUUGUAAAGAUAAAAAGUCUGUAUCAUUUGUUCCAUCAUUAUCAUUCUCAGAUUUGUACAAUUUAUCCUUUGAUUAAAGUGAUCAUAGUACAUCUUGAGCAAAUCGUGAUGAGCCAAGAUCUGACUUCUCAGCCAAAAUGGACUUGUGAAUAUUGCACUUAUGAAAAUUUUCCUAAUGCCUUGAAAUGCACUAUGUGUAGAGGAGCCAAACCUAUAUCAUUUGGUGAAGAUAUAUUUCGUAUUCAUAAAAAUGAACCUUCACCUACAAAUGCUGCUGGUCCCUGUAUUAAUGAAAACAGUUUGAAAUGGUCUUGCGAUGUCUGUACUUUCCUCAAUCUUCCAAAAAAUAAAGAUUGUUGUGAAUGUCGGUCACCAAGAUAUCCAGUUACUACUGCAGAUAAUAUCCAUGAGCAAUUUCGUCCAUUAAGAAUCACUGAAUCUGAAUCAAAGCCUGCAAAAUGGGCUUGCUCUGUUUGCACUUACGAGAACUGGCCAAAAUCAAGGAAGUGUAUAAUGUGUGGAACCAUAGCACCUAGAACAUCCCCAUGCCACUCAAAUAUUUCCAUUAAGUCAACUUCAGAAUGUGACACCAGGCCACAAAUAAUAGAAGAAAACACAAUAAAUGGUGUUAGAAGGUCCAAUUCAAGAAGAGAUGACCUUGCAGGAACAGCAAAUAAUUAUGAAUAUGAGAGGCGUAGGCGAAAUGCUGAUUGGACAUGGCUUAAUGCCUGCAUGGGGGUUGUGCAGGGUGAUGUUGGGCCUGUUGGUGCUUACCUGUCCGCUGGUGGGGACCCUGCGAGGCAACUAACUCCCUCUGAAGUGUCCCUCCUCAACAGGCCAUCAGCUUUUGAUCCUGGUCAUACACUUGUCCAUUUAGCUAUUAGGUUUAAGAGAGAAGAUAUUCUUGCAAUGCUCGUGGAAAGUAUUGAUGGUGGUGGACCUGGCCUGAAGAGAGUACCCUCGUAUAUAGCUCCAGAACUUGCUACUUCAAUUCGAAGGCAUGCUGCUAACACCUUCAAUACCAAACAUUCACGCUCAGUACCUUUCCCAUAUGUUACAGAAUUUACUACGUUUAUGCUACCAGCAGAAAUAGAAGACCUACCUGGAGCAGUGCAGGAACAGCUGUUUGAUGAGCUGCUUGAUAAGGAUGUGCAGGUGCAGUUAGAGACUGAGCCAGCUGUUAUCAACUGGUCAAUUGAGCUUAGCGUCCACUUAGGGUCCAGGCUUCACGCCCUCUGGAACCGGUCUCAGGGGGAUUGCCUUCUCGACUCCCUCAUGCAGGUCACUUGGGGUGUCUUUGACCGAGACAACCUUCUUAGGAGGGCCUUGUCUGAUUCACUUUCUCAUGGUGGACAUCUCCUUUACCCAAGGUGGUUUGAAUACGAAACCAGCCAAGCCAGGCAGCUUGAGUUCACCCUCUCGGAAUCACAAUGGGAAGAAGACUGGGCUUCGCUAGUGAAGCGAGCAACUCAGCAGGGAGCGUCCUUACAGCAGUUACAUGUUUUUGCCCUGGCUCAUGUCCUAAGAAGGCCUAUCAUAGUGUACGGAGUCAAGUUUGUCAAGAGUUUCAGGGGAGAGGACCUUGGAUAUGCAGGAUUUGAAGGAGUUUACUUGCCCCUUCUCUGGGAGCCUAGUUUUUGCAAUGUGUCUCCGGUGGCACUUGGUUAUACCCGCGGCCAUUUCUCUGCCCUCGUCCCAAUGGAAUCUCCUCAGCCGGAGCAGAGUGCCAAAGAAGAAAGUAUUCAAGUUUGCUAUCUACCAUUAGUUGAUAAAGAUCGAAAACUUUUACCUAUUCACUUUCUCACCAAAGCUGAAGUUGGUAGUGAAGAGAACUUGUUGAGGCAAUGGCUGGAUGUAAACGUUACUGAAGGAGGUAUUUUGGUAGCACAGCAGAGGUCACAAGGAAGGCCCCUUUUAGUUGGCCAGAUGUUAGAAGAGUGGUUGAACCAUUACAGGAGUUUAGCACAAAUGUCAAGAACGCCAUACAGCAGUCGAACAAUCCCAGCUCAAGACUUCUCAAGUGAUGGUGAUACCGAUGAUGAAUAGGAAAUAUUAAUGCUAUAAGAAAAAUUCAAAUUUCUGUGAUAGUCUUAUUAUCUUAAACCAUGUCUCUUCUUAGAUCAAUUAAAAGAGGGGAAAGUGAUUAUCUGAUUGGUUUUUCUUUUUUCUUUCUUUUAUUUGUCUUUCUUUUUUUUCUGUUUUUUUCAUCAAUGAACAAAAUAAUUCUAUGUAAAUAUAAAACAACGAGACCGCCCCAUCCUCCUACCGUUGUUCUCGAUACAAUGAUUGUAUAUAGUGAUAGCCAAUUUAAAUAAAGUGUUAUAUUAGUUUUUAAUUUAUUGUAAUUCUAAUAAUGUUUGUGAAUUUGUGCAAUAAUUAUUUAGAAAAAAUACUGUACACUAUACUUUUCAAAUUAUAUUAUGUUCUAAUCUGUAGGCCAUCUUUUAUAAAGGCUAACUUAGGAUCAAUUAAUUUAAAAAAUAAAUAAAUGUCUAAAAAUAUUAAUAAAACAAGGCAAAAAUGCAUCAUAAUUAUUCACUGCUCAAAUUUUAGUAAAAUUAUAAAAAGAAAAAAAAAGAAUUUUAUUACAUAAUUCAAUAAAAUUUAUAUUAACUCUAUGUAUGUCAUAUUGUCUUCUCCAGCAUGCUUUGAAAAUAAUUAGUUAUCAAAGUCCUCCAUGUUGAGAUAGAUUGGCUGAAUUUCAUAGGCAAUUAUGAAUUUUAUUAAUCACGGUAGAAAGUAUUUGCUUUAAAUAACCUUAAAUAGCCCCUGCUGUUUAUAAUUAUUUUUCUUAAUUAGAUUUAUGUAAAAAUUUGAUAAAAGACCAAUUGAUCUGUUUAUUGUUGGCAUCAAGGUUAUGUGAUGUUGCUUGUUAAUUUUUGUAUACAGUGUUUACAUCUGAUUGAAAUUUGUAUGUUCUCCUGACCACAAUGUUGCAAGUAUAAUUGAGUUAUAUAAAGUCUGGAAUAAUUGUUCCAUAAACUUUUGUUUUCUUUUUUCCUAUAUUUAAUUUUUCCAAGAUUUUUAAUUUAUUAUUUAUUUAUUUAUUUUGUUAUUCGGGAAAGUACUCCCAUUUUGUGAUGACAAGAAAGUGUACAUUUUUCAACCAAAAAGUUCAUUUACAGUCAACUAUUUACCAGUGUGCUUUUUACUUUAUUAGUCAAAGCAUUAAAUGCUAAUAAAUUAAUUUAUUAACUAAUUUAAAAUAUUUAACUUCAAAAAGUUAAAAUUUUUUUUCUCCAAUGGAUUGUUAUUCCCCUUGGUAAAACAGGGAUGUAGUACAAUUUGAUUUGUUAUUUAGUUUAUAAAAAUUAGUGUGAAAAAAAAAAUGGUAAUACAUGUUUUUAUUUACCAACUGCUUUUUUUUCCCCUUACAAAUAAAAAAAAUCUAUAUAAGAUAAACAUUCUUUAUGUACAAAUAAAACAAAAAAAUUUAAUACAAAAGUUCUUAUAUUAACUUUCCACAUUUUUACACUUCAAUGCUUUAGAAGAUUAUAGCAAUUAAAUAAUUUAUGUAUAAAGGGAAUUAUAAAUAUUUGUUUUGUUUAUAAAUGAAAAAAAAGAAGUUGCAUAACUUAGUAAUUUAGCUUCUACUUAUUGUUUUUGUAAUAGUUUCAGAAAAAAACAAAAAUAAAGAGAGUUAUAACAACUUGAAAUGUUCUGAGUCUUGUACUUCUUCAUAUUUCAUUUGAAAUGGGAGCUUAAUCCUAGUUUUAAAAAAUAUGAAAUUACAAAAAAUAACUAAAUCACAGGUACAACAAUUAGAGUUGAUUUUUAUGUUUAAAGAACAACGUGCUCAUAUUCUGAUGUUUCAUUCCCAUCAGGGUCACUCUUCGAUGGCUUCCUUCUGAUAUCGAGAGGUUGAUCAUCGUUCUUCUCCCACAUCUUUUUUAAGCAGAGGAUGACCAUGCAUAGAACUGUUACAAUGACCAGGAUUAUCACUACAAGAACAGCAGCAAAUAUUUCCCACUUAUCCUGAACCAGUGAAGAAAAUAUAACUGAAAAAAUGGUAGUAUUAGUUUAAAUUUUUUAUGAUGUCAAGAAAUUAAAUUUAGCAUUUUUAAAAUAUUGAUUACUAGC